AUGUUUAAAAGAAAAACUACAAAAGUUCUGAAAGAACUUGAAUUAUCGUUAAUAAAGUUACGUGGUAUUAUUAAUGAUGAAAAAGAAUAUAUAUUUGAGAUAGGAAAUAUGACUGAAGCAGAAAGAGUCUUGAUUGAUAAAGAAAUCGAUGAUACUUUUCAGAUUGUUAGACAUGAGUUUCAACUAGAUUUUGAAAAGAAGAUUGAACAAGAAACUUUCAAACGUUUAAAGAGAAAGUAUCCAGAUCAGAUUCAAAAAAUUAAUAAAAAACCAAAAAUUGAAAAAGCAAAAGUUAUCAUUUUAACAGGUGGAAUCGGAGUUGGAAAGACCACAUUUGGAGAAAAAUUUGCAAAUUAUCUAGAAGAUGAAGGAUUUAGAGUAUAUCGACCAGUUGAGACAUCAUUGAAAAUAAAACGUGAAUUAGAUUUAUUCUAUAAAGAUGUUGAAGGUCGUGCUUUGUUUUUCCAAUAUGUGAUCUUAGAAACUUACAGAAAAGAAGUAGAAAAGAUAAAUCAAUUAACUGGUUAUGAUUAUGUGAUCUUUGAUCGUACACAUAUUGAUACUGAAGUGUUUACUCAUCUUAAUAUAAAAGAACAUGAUAUUUUAGACUAUUUACAAGAGAGAAGGUUAGAAAUUGAUCUUAAAAAUAUUCACAAGGUUAUUUAUAUUAAACCAAGAAUUGAAAAUAUGUUGAAACAACAAAAAAAAAGAAAUUGA
This is a messenger RNA of Scutellospora calospora, 717 nucleotides long. Lineage: Eukaryota; Fungi; Glomeromycota; Glomeromycetes; Diversisporales; Gigasporaceae. The record is from the annotation of a GenBank genome assembly.